ACUACUUUCAUUUUCGUUUUGUUCGACGGCAUGGCGGCAAAACAAAUACCAAAGGAUGAUUCUUCAUCAUUGGAAAGUACAUGUAGCUCUGAAUAUGAGUUCCCUGUAGCACCUCGCAGACAAAUUUGGAAACUUCCAAGGAGAGCAUUAGACUGGAAAAUAGAUCACCUGUCUACUCUAGGUGUAUACUAUGACGCGAAUGCCACAGAUCUUUCAAAUUUCGUGUCUGUACUGAAAGAUCGCGGAGACAUCCAGUUUCACGGGUUAGACAGACUGCCCGAGAUAAGACAGAAAUUACUGCGAUGUACAGAAGAUUGUUGGAAAUUUUCAUUUGACUUUGACAAGGAACAUGGCCAAGGAAUUCCUGGUGAAAUACAACAGACGCAGAAUGCAAUGAAAGAAUUCGAAGAAAAUAAAGAUAAUUUGGAGACACGCCUACAAACAGAAGAAUCAGAGGAGAGCAAGAGCAGGAGACAAACAAACCCAUUAUUACAAUCUGGGGAAGAUUUCAAAAACAUAUUCUAUAGAUGGAGGACAAACCUGAUCGAUUUUUGGACCUAUUUCUCCAUGAUUCUUGUUAGAUGGUGGAAACCCAGACAGAAAGAGGGAAGAUUCACACAUUUGUUCAUGGCUUUCUCCAAAAUUUGUCUCCUUUAUCCCGAGCCUGGUAAGAUGUACCCGGAGAGCAUUUGUAUCCGAGGUGUUGAUGUUCGAGGCACACCGGCCGUCCGUUUUGUGACUCUCCCGACGACUACACCACCAACAGUGGGGUCAUUUCUACAGCUGAUUGUUGUAACAGAGGUAAAACAGUGCAAUGCUUUUAAAGGAAGUUAUAGUGCAGAAACAUUCACAUACAAAAAUGUGUCAGAGGAAGCUCUUGGUCAGCAUGGAGUUCAACUCCUGAUGGAACGAGACAGUUCACUUUUUAGACCAAAUGUAGUGGGAAUUCUAUGUAUUGGAACCAAAGUCAUUUUAACAUACUUUGAUAUUAAUCAAGAACAUUAUGAAGAGCUGCUGGAGAAGAGUAAAGAGAUUAACGGUACAAACAAGGCAAGGAUAUCCUACACCCGACCGUUUGAUUAUAUGGAUCUCUGUGACCGACACGAAAUUUUAGAAUUGUUCUUCUGGUUCGGAUUUGUGCAAUCAAAGGUGAAUCAUAACUGAAGUACACAUCUGCAGAUUCUUUUGUGUAUAUUGGCUCAAGAAAUGUAUUCAAUAAAAUGUUUAUUGAUAUACAUAUAAUCAUUAUUAUUAAACUUUGUGUGCAUAAGUGAAAAUGGCUGUUGUAAAUAUGCCUACAUGUAGUUAUGAAACUUCUACACAAGUUUUCAAUUAAGAAUGUAAGAAGUACAUGUAUGUCUUGACAUUGUAUGUUAUACAUGUAUAGCUGUGCUUGUUUUGGGGUCUACUAAUUACCACCCCAUCACACAAAUAAAAUAUGUCAGGAAUUU
This is a messenger RNA of Magallana angulata, 1451 nucleotides long. RefSeq lists its product as uncharacterized. NCBI's taxonomy places the organism in Eukaryota, Metazoa, Mollusca, Bivalvia, Ostreida, Ostreidae. The transcript has 5 exons. The coding region runs from base 31 to 1164 and encodes 377 amino acids. The record is from RefSeq and is a predicted model, not a curated record.